UCUGUUUUUGGUUUUGUAACUUUAGCUACUGCUCUUUGCACACUCAAGAUGGAAACCGAUUUUACUAACCUGCUUGGGAAGAGCUGGGCUCUUUGCUUCCUAUUCACAGCUUCUCCCCUGCUUUCUAGGACGGUCAGCCCAUCUACAUGGCAGUGAAGGGUGUGGUGUUUGAUGUCACUUCCGGAAAGGAGUUCUACGGGAGAGGAGCCCCCUACAACGCCUUGACCGGGAAAGACUCCACCAGAGGAGUGGCCAAGAUGUCCCUGGACCCUGCAGACCUCACCCAUGACAUUACGGGGCUCACGGCCAAGGAGCUGGAGUCCCUGGAUGACGUCUUCACCAGAGUGUACAAGGCCAAAUACCCCAUCGUCGGCUACACAGCCCGCAGGAUUCUGAACGAGGACGGUAGUCCCAACCUGGACUUCAAGCCGGAAGACCAGCCCCAUUUCGACAUAAAGGAUGAGUUCUGAUGUCAGUCCACAGGCUCGGGGUCUUGGGAGGGUGAGGCAAGGGGCACUGAGGUGUCAACCUGCAAAAUCUGCUUCCUGAAGCCUCUGAGUCGCGCGGAUCUGAAUAAAACAUGUUUAACCUGGAGCCAUGAUGGUUUUUUAUUGUC
Trichechus manatus latirostris (Florida manatee) is the source of this 616-nucleotide messenger RNA. It is a transcript of the gene NENF, whose product is annotated as neudesin neurotrophic factor. The transcript has 3 exons. Bases 147 to 470 code for a protein of 107 amino acids. The record is from RefSeq and is a predicted model, not a curated record. Lineage: Eukaryota; Metazoa; Chordata; Mammalia; Sirenia; Trichechidae. Gene Ontology annotation, cellular component: endomembrane system; membrane; endoplasmic reticulum.